Poeciliopsis prolifica (blackstripe livebearer) is the source of this 986-nucleotide messenger RNA. Its product is annotated as deoxyribonuclease-1-like. The record is from RefSeq and is a predicted model, not a curated record. Gene Ontology annotation, cellular component: nucleus. Gene Ontology annotation, biological process: DNA catabolic process. Bases 1 to 963 code for a protein of 320 amino acids. Gene Ontology annotation, molecular function: DNA nuclease activity. The transcript is spliced from 9 exons. NCBI's taxonomy places the organism in Eukaryota, Metazoa, Chordata, Actinopteri, Cyprinodontiformes, Poeciliidae.
AUGAAGAUCGCUUCAUUCAAUGCACAGAGGUUUGGAGUGACUAAAGUCUCAGACCCAGAUGUCCUGUCAACUCUUGUUAAGGUUGUGUCUCAAUAUGACAUCAUAGUUAUUCUGGAGGUGGUGGAUGUGAGUGGGCCCUCCGUCAAGCUGUUUCUGGCAGAACUUAACAGGGUGAACACGUCCCACCACUACGCCCUGCAGCUCAGCGCCCAUCUGGGAAGGACCAGAUACAAGGAGCAGUUUAUGUUUCUCUACAGGGAUGACAUGGUGGAUCUGAUUGACUCCUAUCAAUAUGAAGACAAUCAGGUGAACGAUGUGGAUGCAUUUUCAAGGGAGCCUUACAUUCUCUACUUCAAACCUCACAACACGGUGCUAAAGGACUUGGUGCUGAUCCCAGUUCGUGCCACACCGCAGGACUCAGAGAAAGAACUGGAUGAGCUGUAUGAUGUCUUCCUAGUGGUCAGAGACAAAUGGAAAACUGAUAAUGUAAUGAUCCUGGGGGACUUCAGAGCAGAUGGUGCCUCUGUCAGCGACAAACAAAUGCGAAACAUUCGAAUACGCAGUGACAGAAAUUUCCACUGGCUAAUUGGUGAUGAUGUGGAUACAACUUCAGCUACAACAAAUAAUCACACCUACGACAGGAUUGUUGUGUAUGGAGAUGACCUGCUGGCAACCAUAGUGCCAAACUCUGCCAAGGCCUUUAAUUUCCAGAAAGAGCUCAACCUGACAAAUGAAAUGGCGCUCAGAUUCAGCGACCAUUAUCCGGUUGAGGUCGAAUUAAUCAGUGCAUCUCCUUUCUGGCUGGCAAGAUGUGGGAACGCUACAGUAUCAGUUAGCAGAGCUGCAACAGGGAAUUUGCAGGAUGAAGUGAUGAGCUUGCAGAAAGAAAUCCUGCUGCUGCAGAGAGAAAAGCUUCAGCUUCAGAUUUCCUAUUUGAAAAAGAUACUUGUCUCAGUUGAAUGAAUGAAGUGACUAGUAGAUUUCAA